GCCAUGGCGAAAGAGGGGGUGUAGCUGCUCCCUCAUGGAAGCUAGCAAAAUGGAAACAAACACAAGAGACUACACAAGAGUCAGUACUGCUUCUUCUCUGGUUCCUUUUGAAAGGCUACCCAACCUCCCCAAUCCAGUCAUCCCACACAUAGACCUGGGGAUAGCUCACGUGGAUGUGGACUAUCUGGCCCUAGUACUGGCUGAAGAAGACAGUAUCAGCUCUAGAAAGAGAGUUGGAUUCUGUCUGGCUGACAACUGCACUCAAACAGAAAGAUCGGAUAUUAUCAGCUUGAAGGAAACCACUGCCUUCAUUAAUGCACUAGUUCAGGAUGUAGUUGAGUUGCGUCAGGACCUAACCUCCGCCCAGCACAUGCUCAGGGCUGACUAUGAGAGCAGGCUAGAUGAGAGAGCCACUCAACUACACGGAUAUUUCAGUGCCCUGUGUGUCCAGACGGAGAGGAGACACAGUGACCAGGUGGAGGUGGUGAGGAAGAGCUACAGAACACAACUCAAUAAUGCCAUACAGAAGAUUGCCGGAGAGUAUCAGGCGUAUUACGAUGAACUGCUGCAAGGGAAGACUGGGCGCACUGAUUCCAAGAUUAGGGAACUCAGACAAAAAAUAGAGGUCCAGGUGUUACAACUGGAGCAAAGUGCAGAGACAAUUGCUGACCUCACUCAGAAAGUUGUGCAGUACGAUGAAGACUUAGGAAAGAAAAAGCUUGAGGCCACACCCCCUGCCCUACCCCCUGGUAUCUCGUUGGAGGAGGAGGCAGAGCUUCGUGCGGACAUGGAGCGGUUGGAAGAGGAUCUGACAGAGACAAUGGCUGAGCUGGCAGCCAGUCAGGACACCACCAAGACACUCACCCACCAGCUGAACAGUGCUACUAAACAACUGGAAGAUGAGAGGUCAAAGGUCAACCAGCUAAAGAAAGAUUCGGAGGCACAAAAGAAAAAAGCAAAGAAAGAAAUGGAGAAAGCAAUCAGAAUGGCUGAGAACCAGAGAGCAUCGUUGGAAAAGGAAUGGCGGGAAAAGGCUGAGUCAGCUGAAAAAGAGGCGGCACACAAGGCACAAGAAGAAGCAGAGCUCCAACGCGUACGGGAGCAAUCCAAGUUUCAAGAAGAGUUGAAUCGUCGGCAACACUUGGAGGAUGAGCUGAGAGCCAACCAACAGCGGCCGCCCACUCCUAUUGACACAGGGGACACGGGGAAUCAAGUGGAGAGACUGCUCAAGAUUGAACAGAAACAGAAGUUGGAGAUUAAGAGACUCAAUGUGGAGUUGGACAGGACUAACAAGACCUGGGAGAUGAAGCUAGCCGUUAUGCAAAGAAAUUUCCACGCUCUGAGAGAUGAGUUCUAUGUGAGACACAGUCUCCAGAGACAAGCCACCUCUCUCCACCAUGCAGCAGUCGGAUACGCCAACCAUGGACAAAAGUCAAGACAAGCACUGCCAAACAUAAAAGUGGCUAAUUUCAGAGAAUCAGAAACAAGCUCUUGCUUCACAUCACAUGAAUCAGGGGUAGCUGGACACUCCCUCCUGGACACUCCCCCGGUACCCACACCCACCCCGACCCCUCGUCACAUCCCAGGACGGCAAAUGCAAGCCACACCUCCUAGAACAGUGCACUUUGACCCCCCAUUACAAACACACUGAUUGAACAUUUAAUUAUGAAAUUAAUUAUUGUUUCUAAGUGCACCCUUCAUGGUAUUGGUCGUCAUUUUCAUAAACAAAAAAUGUUAUGC
This is a messenger RNA of Halichondria panicea, 1740 nucleotides long. RefSeq lists its product as uncharacterized. Bases 35 to 1651 code for a protein of 538 amino acids. The record is from RefSeq and is a predicted model, not a curated record. Lineage: Eukaryota; Metazoa; Porifera; Demospongiae; Suberitida; Halichondriidae. The transcript is spliced from 15 exons.